Closterium sp. NIES-65 is the source of this 687-nucleotide messenger RNA. NCBI's taxonomy places the organism in Eukaryota, Viridiplantae, Streptophyta, Zygnematophyceae, Desmidiales, Closteriaceae. The record is from the annotation of a GenBank genome assembly.
AUGCAGUCUCUCGCGCUCCUCUCCCCUAUCGCGUCUCUCGCAGCUAUCAGUUCGUUCGACCCGGGAUCCCACCAUGAAGGCAUUCAAGCUGCUGGGGCUGGGGCCGCAGGACAGUCCAUGAAGGCAUUCAAGGUGCUGGGGCUGGGCACGCAGGACACGGUGCACUACGCGCGCGCGGGGGGAGGGGGGGUCGCUCUUCCCCACCUCUCUUCUUUUCCCCUCUCCCCCCUUCCCCCCACCUUCCCCCCCUCCCCUCCCGCCCCCCUGCACGCAGCCAUGAAGGCAUUCGCACUGCUGGGGCUAGGCGCGCAGGACAUAGUGCAGUAUGUGUGCGUGGGGGAGGUGGGGGGCGACGGCGCAGGGGACAACGACCACGACCUCGACCCCCUCGACCACGAUAGCCACAACCACGUCGCCAGCUCCGCGGGGGGCGCAUCUCUGCCCACGCGUGAGAGUCCCCUGCGCGGAAGCAGCAGCACCGGCAGGCUGAGCGCGCUGCUGAGGGAGCGCUGGAUCAGGAGAUGGCGGGCGGUGGGCGAGGGGGGGGGGGGGGGGUGUGGGGGGGGGGGGGAGGGAGAGGGGGACGAGGGGGGAGUGGUGUGGGGGAGGUGCGGAGGCCGCGGCAAGCUGCUACUGCGCCCUGGUGCUCGUGAGGGAGUGAAAGGGGGAGAGCGGAAGGGAUUGUGA